Capsella rubella is the source of this 1171-nucleotide messenger RNA. RefSeq names its product putative pectinesterase 63. The record is from RefSeq and is a predicted model, not a curated record. The coding region runs from base 1 to 1095 and encodes 364 amino acids. The transcript is spliced from 5 exons. Lineage: Eukaryota; Viridiplantae; Streptophyta; Magnoliopsida; Brassicales; Brassicaceae. Gene Ontology annotation, molecular function: pectinesterase activity. Gene Ontology annotation, biological process: cell wall modification.
AUGGGAUACAAUUCUGUGUCCCUAAUAGUAACAAUCCUGCUCGUGGUGAUUACAUCGCCCGUGGUUUUCGGUAACGAUGCAGCACCAAUUCCGCAGAACAAAGGCCGAAUCGAGCAGUGGUUCAACACCAACGUCCCGUCGUUGGCUAGUAGAAAAAGCACAUUAGAUCCAGCUCUAUUGACAGCCGAGGCUAAGCCACGUAUCAUAAAGGUGAAACAAAAUGGAAGAGGUCACUUCAAGACAAUAACUGAAGCGAUAAAGAGUGUAGGGGAAGGGAACACUAGGCGGGUGAUCAUCAAGGUAGGUCCUGGUGUAUACAAAGAGAAGGUCACGAUAGAUAGAAGCAAGCCUUUCAUCACACUGUACGGUCAUCCAAAUGCAAUGCCGGUAUUGACAUAUGACGGUACCGCAGCACAAUAUGGGACAGUCGAUAGCGCAACUCUCAUUGUCUUGUCCGACUAUUUCAUGGCUGUUAACAUCAUCGUUAAGAACUCUGCGCCUAUGCCUGACGGUAAGAAGAAGGGUGCACAAGCUUUAUCUAUGAGAAUCUCUGGCAACAAAGCAGCUUUCUACAACUGUAAAUUUUACGGUUAUCAAGACACGGUUUGCGAUGACACCGGAAACCAUUUCUUCAAAGACUGCUACAUCGAAGGCACAUUUGAUUUCAUCUUUGGAAGCGGACGCUCUCUAUACCUAGGUACACAACUAAACGUUGUGGGAGAUGGAAUCAGAGUGAUCGCAGCUCAGGCGGGAAAAAGCGCCGAAGAGAAAAGCGGAUACUCGUUCGUGCACUGCAAGGUUACAGGCACGGGAACCGGGAUCUACUUGGGUCGAGCAUGGAUGAGCCAUCCUAAGGUUGUUUAUGCAUACACUGAUAUGUCAAGUGUCGUGAACCCGUCUGGAUGGCAAGAAAACCGCGAGACUGAACGUGACAAGACGGUGUUCUAUGGAGAGUAUAAGUGCUCAGGACCAGGAUCGCACAAGGAGAAAAGAGUAAAGUAUACACAAGACAUUGACGAUAUAGAAGCGAACUACUUCAUCUCGCUUGGCUACAUCCAAGGAUCCAGCUGGCUCCUUCCUCCUCCCUCUUUCUAAUGCAACUACCAAAUUAAUCAACCACUCAAUGUACUUUAUUUUGUUUAAAAGGAAACAUAUGUGUAUGUGGAGGAGA